Molecule: messenger RNA, 1983 nt
Organism: Urocitellus parryii (Arctic ground squirrel)
Lineage: Eukaryota; Metazoa; Chordata; Mammalia; Rodentia; Sciuridae
Gene: Mlana
Product: melan-A
Cellular component (GO): endoplasmic reticulum membrane; melanosome; trans-Golgi network
Source: RefSeq, a predicted model, not a curated record
CAAACACUGUCCCAAGUACUUUAACAGUGUCUUAUUUAAUUCUAAGAACCCGGAAAAGGAAAUAUUUCUAUUUCUAUUUAAUACCCGAGAAACUUAGAGGUAGCAGAUGAAGAAUUGAAAUCUAACUCCGUGGGCUUCCAAAACAGCAUUUUGUUCCUCUACUACAAACGACACUCUGGAGAAGAAGAUCCAAAAAAUUUAUUCGUUUUUCAGUGUCACCCUCCGUGGCCCAACCUUUGAGAAUUCUAUGCACCCUCCUUACCAGGAGAUGGCUGGCCAGCCUGAAGGAGGUGAUCACUGGACAGGAGCCUGUGUUCCAGAACCCUCUGCACCUCAGUUCUGAAUUUCAGUUGGAAGGUAUCCUGCAAAUUUCACGGUGUCCUGUGCCGUGACCCCACAAGAUGCCACAAGAAGAGGCUCACUUCAUCUAUGGUAACCUCAGGAAGGGGCACAGUUAUUCUUACAUUACAACUGAAGAGGCUGCAGGGAUUGGCUUCCUGAUAGUGAUCCUGGGAAUUUCACUGCUCAUCGGCUGCUGGUAUUGUAGAAGACGAAGUGGAUACAGAAACUUGACGGACAAAAAUCUUCAUGCUGGAAUUCAAACUAACUUGAGGGAAAGAUGCCCAUAUGAAGGGCUUGGUCAUCAGGACAGCAAACUGUCUUUUCAAAACCAAAACUGUGAUCCUCAGGUCCCUGAGGCUCCUCCUGCUUAUGAGAAACUUUCUACAGGACCGUCACCUCCACCUUACUCACCCUGAGAGCCAGCAAAGCCAUCUGAGAAGUGCUGAAAUGCUUUCCCUCACACUUUUGCUUUAACUUACUUUUGACAUCUAAUGUUCUACUUUAAAAUGAACAACAAUGUACAUAUCUAAUAGGCCAGUGUUACAUUCUUAACAGGACAACUAGCAGUACUAAUCAAGUGAGGAAAUGAUGAAAAAUAUUAAAAUGGAAAGGUUUCAUCAAUAUCUACUGUCUGUACUAGUAGUAAUGCUAUUAAAUCCACUAUUUUAUGAAUAAUAGAACUCAAGUGGGUGUUCUGGGACUAUCUAUUUCUUUUAAAUUGAAAUUUGGCUAACUUACAAACUUUUAUUCAGAUUUUUAAAGUAGCAACCUCUUGACCAACAUGAAAUGUACAGAGAAUGGUGGCAGGUGUUAUAGCCUGCUCACAAAGGACACUUACAAGCUUAAAACUAAGAACUGAAGGACCUACUUAUCUGAUCUGGACCAUGUCAGCCACACCGCUUCGUAUAUAAUAAUACACCCUAAAGAUCCCCACCUUCAGUAAUAUAUAUAAUGAAGUUAUAAUUACAUUUUACUUUAAGGGUCAAUGUUAUCAUAAUUAAGGAUAAGAAUCUUCUCUUAAACCAAAACAGUGGUUUAAGGAUUUAAAUAAGCAAAAGUCACUAAAGUUUGACUCUGUCUGUGUACAGUCUUAAGUGUCCCCAUGGCAGUUUAGCUAUUUUCAGGUUCCAGAAUCUCUCAAACAAGAACAUACAAAAGAAACCAUACAGGAUAAGAGAUCAUGGAGCCGUGUCAUUAUUUGUAUAGCAACAGUGCAAUUUGCUUUUCUGCAUGUUCACAUAUCACACUAUUUAUUAUCUAGUUUUUUUAGUUAGCACAUUAAAUAAAACAUUUGGCCAAAAUAAAAUAAAAAAUAAAUAAAAUAUUUGGUCAAAAUUGAUACCCAUUACCUUAAAUGGAAAACUAGCAUCAUGUUCCAUAAACAGAGGAUAACUAUAAAAAUGAAGAUAAUAAAAGCAGAUUAUUUUUAUUAAAACCUAGGAAGACAUUGAUGGUUGUAGAAAGCUGUGAACCUGAGACCUGCUUUCUUGGCUAAAGAGGGAGAUUACCAAGAGUCAGAGAAAACUUACAGGCUGCUGUUGACAUAAUCAGAAGGUUUGCAAGUUUUAAAACAAUGGCUUUAUCACUGUGAUCCACUGUUAUUUAAUGCUGAGUUGCUAAACCACCUAAAAUCAUUUUGUG